This is a messenger RNA of Salmo salar (Atlantic salmon), 2710 nucleotides long. The record is from RefSeq and is a predicted model, not a curated record. Lineage: Eukaryota; Metazoa; Chordata; Actinopteri; Salmoniformes; Salmonidae.
UGAGUAUUUACCAACCCACUUUUGCUGAAACAGGUAGAAAAGGUUUCUCUCUACAGCCUAAUAUUCUCAACAUACCACUGUCAUCAUAGUAUUUUUUCAGCAUUGGUCUAUUAUUUUUUUUUUAAACAUAUUUUUGUAUUUGUUUUCUUAAAUGACUUAUUGCCUUUUCUUGUUGGCACAAUAAAGAGACGAGAGAGAGUACUUGACACUGAUGCGUGUAAAAAUUCGUGUAGCUAAAUCGCUUUGCUGCGCUAAACUUUUACACAAGAGGGCGACAGAAAAUAUUCUAAUUUUUUUGGGAUAUUUUACUUCCAAACAGAAAUUUUUUCGACUAAAGAAUACGAGUGCAAAUAGGUUACAACCUGUCUUGCCAGCCCCAAUACUCAUGCAUUGCUGCAAGCUAACUGGCUACUAGUAGCUUCGACUUGAGGGAUUGUUCCUUAACCUGCGUGGAAAAACAAAUCGCUUCCUUCUUUUGAAGAAGAUAAAAAAAGGACGGGCGUUGUUCUGUAUUUCAUGUUCCUGGUGUCUGGUUUUUAUUCUACCAGCGGAGUUUAUCUGAAUCAGGCUAUUCCAUCGAGUAGUAUCUUGAUAUUAGGACGACAGCGGCGGGUGUCGGGAAAGGUGUUAGAGGCAGCACAGAGGAAAAGAGAGAGGAUGAUGAUGAUGACCGGUAAAUUGGUGAAAGACAUUGACAGAUAUCAAGCUGUCCUUACCUCGCUACUAUCACUCGAGGAGAACAAAUUCUGCGCGGAUUGUGAAUCCAAAGGUCCCAGAUGGGCAUCAUGGAACCUGGGUAUAUUCAUCUGUAUCCGCUGUGCUGGGAUCCACAGGAACCUGGGCGUCCACAUCUCCAGGGUCAAGUCUGUCAACCUGGACCAAUGGACACAGGAACAGAUACAGUGUGUUCAGGAGAUGGGGAAUGCCAAAGCUAGACGACUCUAUGAAGCUUUCCUACCAGAAUGUUUCAUACGACCAGAGACUGACCAGUCAGCAGAGAUGUUCAUCAGGGACAAAUAUGAGAAGAAGAAGUACAUGGACAAGAUCCUAGACAUCAACAGGCUUAGAAAAGAGAAGAGCUGUGAUAACAUUCCCAUGGAACCAGUAGUGUUUGAGAAGAUGAAGUUGAAGAGAGAAAACAGCCCAAAGAUACAGAGCCAGUCUCCGUCUAUCUCAGACCUUCUAGGACUUGACGCUCCUGCUCCUCAUGCUGUUGUAUCUAAUGGUAGAUCCAGCCCUGGAGAGAGGGGGAGUCCUGCGGCGGCUAACCCAGCUACGAUGCACUCUGACCUGCAUCUAUUCAGCGCUCUGCCUGCCUCCUCCUCCACCACCUCCACCAAGACCACGCCGGUGGGUAGUUCCAUGCCCAGGGGUUGUGUGGCCGCGUCGGUACCCGAGAACCUCAGCCUGUUCCUGGACUCAGCACCCAGACAGGAGAGGACAAAGAUGUCCAAGGACUCUAUCCUCUCCCUCUAUGCAACCACACCCGCAUGGCCCCAGAACCUGGCUGCACGAGCUGGCCUGUACAUGAACCCAGCCCAGCUGGGCUACUACGGAUCAUACCAUUCUCUGGCCACGCAGGGGGGAGCGAUGGGAGGAGGCAUGAUCACAUCUCACUCCAUGAUGUCCCUGAGUGGUCAGCAGCAGAACGGCAUGAUGGGAGAACAGCAGAACGGAAUGGUACUAGGACAGCAGAAUGGCUUUAUGGCUCAACAGGGUGUCAUGGGGCAAGCGGUCAACACAUCCCCGUUCCUGGCAGGAGUGCCCCACAACAUGAUGGCUCAGCAGCAAAGCAUCAUGGGAGCUCAGCAGAACGGCAUGAUGGGAGCUCAGCAGCAAAGCAUCAUGGCAGCUCCGCAGAACGGCAUGAUGGGAGCUCCGCAGAACGGCAUGAUGGGAGCUCAGCAGAACGGCAUGAUGGGGGCUCAGCAGAACGGCAUGAUGGGGGCUCAGCAGAACGGCAUGAUGGGGGCUCAGCAGAACGGCAUGAUAGGGGCUCCGCAGAACAAUAUGAUGGGAGCUCCGCAGAACGGCAUGAUGGGAGCUCAGCAGAACGGCAUGAUGGGGGCUCAGCAGAACGGCAUGAUGGGGGCUCAGCAGAACGGCAUCAUGGGAGCUCCGCAGAACGGCAUGAUGGGAGCUCAGCAGAACGGCAUGAUGGGGGCUCCGCAGAACGGCAUGAUGGGAGUUCCGCAGAACGGCAUGAUGGGAGUUCCGCAGAACGGCAUGAUGGGAGCUCCGCAGAACGGCAUGAUGGGAGCUCAGCAGAACGGCAUGAUGGGAGCUCAGCAGAACGACAUGAUGGGGGCUCAGCAGAACGGCAUGAAGGGGGGAGUGGCGGCCGUGCCUCAGCAGCAACAGUGGAACAUCACUCAGAUGACCCAGCACAUGGCGGGAGUGAACCUCUACGGAGCCAACGGCAUGAUGGGGUACGGCGGUCAGCACAUGGAAGGACCAACGACUCAAAGCUCCACCCACAUGAUGACAUCACACGUCUGGAAGUGAUGUCAUUAUCUGAAGAGGAAGUGAAGUUGAUGUCACUGGAGCAGCAGUGGUGCUUGGAAGGUUUUGGGGACUUUUCUACUAAACUCUCCAUCAGACAAUUAACAGGGGUGGAAGAGCAGAGUGGAGAAGUUUAUAUAAGAGCUAUUUCUAGCUCUUCUCUCCCCUCCCCUCCCCUCUCCUCUCCUCUCCUCCCCCAUCCCCUCCA